This is a messenger RNA of Telopea speciosissima, 1193 nucleotides long. RefSeq lists its product as uncharacterized. Bases 267 to 1127 code for a protein of 286 amino acids. The transcript is spliced from 4 exons. Lineage: Eukaryota; Viridiplantae; Streptophyta; Magnoliopsida; Proteales; Proteaceae. The record is from RefSeq and is a predicted model, not a curated record.
CAUUUCAUCCUCCUUACCUUUUCACCAUUCUUCCUUUUUUUCAAAUCCCUCGCUCUCGCUCUCGCUUUAUUGCCGUGUCUCUCAAUUGGAGUCUCUUCGAUCGGAUGCAAUGCUUAGAGAAUUUUGCAAUAGCUAAAUCUAUAUAGGGAAAAUGCAGAAGGAAACCUGGGAAGAUGCUUGCAUUUUGGACAUAUUGAGGUUGAGCUCUAAUCUUGGACGGCUGCAAAGGAUCUUGAGAAUUUUUUGCAAGAAGUUGAUUACUCCUGAUGGUUCAACAAAUGAUUGACCCUAAAACCAAUGACUUGGGGUUGUCCAACAAAGAACAUGGUUUGCCCAGAUCUGACAAGCAACAGUUGUCAGUAAAGAAAACAGCACUGAGAGACUUGCAGAAUGAUAACAUACUCAGACCAAAACCUCCUCUUGGAAGCUCUCAUUUUCUAAAGGAUAGAGGACAGACUAUGGCUGCUAUUAAGGUUUCUGGAAUCAAGAGAACCACACCUGAAUGCCCCACAAGCCCCUCUGGUCAUCAGUCCUCAAGCAAUAAUAAUGCAAAUGGACAUCUUGUGUACGUACGAAGAAAAUCUGAAUCAGAAGUAGGAAAGAGCAGCACUUGUGAAAUCAUGGAAAAUACCGCUGAUUGCCCACCACCGAGGCAGCUUAACCAUGGGGAACAAGUAACUUCACGGCGACAAAUACAGACGGACGACUCCAAGAUUUCUUGUUUUCCAGCAUUUGCACCCAUUCCAAUGGCUCCUCCUAUGGCUUUUUCAUCAGGUGGACCUACAGUUUCUCUUUCUCUUGGGAAGAGUGGUUAUGGAGUAUCACUAGAAGAGCCAAAUUAUCCAGCGGUUUCUACUGCAGGGCCAUUUUUAGCUAGUCCUCCAGCAAGUAAUCAGCCCUGGAGAGAACGGUCCUUCAGGCUGCAGACAUUCUUAAGGAACUGUGACCAUUCAAGUCAAGAGGAAUACAUCCAGAUGCUUCGAUCCUUAUCUGCUGCUGGUCGUAGCAAACAGGCUGUUGAGUUGGAGAAAAGAGCAAUCCACCUUUUGUUGGAAGAAGGGAGGGAGUUGCAUAGAAUGAAGAUUCUGAAUGUAUUGGGGAAAUGUUCACAAAAGAGCAGCAUAUAACCUUUUACUCAACCAGUGCAAUCAGAAAAGUGAGAAGAUGCCAUAAGCAACGACACUAACAAUGUU